Molecule: messenger RNA, 1271 nt
Organism: Westerdykella ornata
Lineage: Eukaryota; Fungi; Ascomycota; Dothideomycetes; Pleosporales; Sporormiaceae
Exons: 2
Coding region: 238-1047 (269 amino acids)
Source: RefSeq, a predicted model, not a curated record
GAAGCUCUGAGAGUUCCAACCAGUGCUGAGCACCUCCUCAGGAAGGGCAAUAUCCUUCAGUACCAGCAAGGCCCAAGUGCCAAAUUCGAGAAACUCAUUCUUGAGUAACUGCACGUCGUCUCGCUGGUUCAGCCACUCAAUGGUUACUUGUGGCAAUCCUGAUGAGAGCUGGGGCCAGAGCUCCUUGAGCCGGUUUAGAAAGUAGUACUUCGGUGGGAGAUUGGGGAUCUUCGAGGGAUGGGUACCGAUGAUGAUGUGGUGUCGGAUGAGGCGAUCGAUCUGUCUGGCUUCAUUCUCUUCCCUUCGCUUCUCUUCCUCUGCCUUCCGCUUCUCUUCCUCUGCCUUCUGCUUCUCUUCCUCUGCCCUUCGCUUCUCUUCCUCCUCCCUACGGCGCGCUUCGGCUUCCUUCGCGGCUUUGGCCUCUCCUUCAGCCUUCUGCCUUUGGAUCUCAGCGGCUUCAGCGUCCGCUUUGGCCUUCUGCCUCCGCCGUUCAGCCGCUUCCCCUUCCUGCCGCUUUCUCAAGAUCUGCUGCUGUCGCUCCCGUUCCUGCGCCGCCUCACGCUCAGCAGCUUCACGACGCAGCCGUUCCUCGCGGGCAAUCCGAGCCUGCUCGGCAACGCGGGCCUGUUCGGCUGCAGCUUCUUCAUCCCUCCUCCGCUUCUCUUCAGCAGCUUGAGCUGCAGCGACCGCCUCUCUCUUGCCCCUCUCCUGUUCCUCCUUCUAGUCGCGCUUCUGCAAGAACUUGAUGAGGAGAUCCCACCUCUCACGUUCCGCUUUGCGGCAACGCUCCCUCUCCUUCCGCUCUCUGGCGUACUUUUCACCCAUCAUGCGAUCGAACCGCGCCCACAUUUCUGCGUCCUCGUAGCGGGGCUCUGGGAAGGGUCUUGGGAACUUGUCACUCUGCAGGAUCAUGCGCUUAAAGAACUUGGUGAACUUGAACAUAGGUCCAGGGCGGAAGGCCUUGGUCUUCACCACGUCCGCGUCAGGCUGGGUCACGAUGACUGCGCGAUCAACAUCGAUCCGGCGCCGCUUGUUCAUCGACGGUGAUGCCGGGGAAGCAGCGGUAGAAGGCAAACCAAUGGCGGUACGCGUGUCGCUACCUGGGAUGUUUGUUUGGAGAUGGUUAACGCGGUACUAUGUGAGCAGUCCCCUUCAACCUACCUUGGACUGAGCCAAGGUGUCGUGGAAACUCUGCUCCUCUCCAGAAUCAGGUCGUCGUCGCUUGCUCCCUCUCAUGGCGGAUGACGGCGUCAUAUUCGCGAAUGAAGAGG